Messenger RNA from Dioscorea cayenensis subsp. rotundata (Guinea yam), 2332 nucleotides. Its product is annotated as probable serine/threonine-protein kinase PBL19. Gene Ontology annotation, biological process: protein phosphorylation. Gene Ontology annotation, molecular function: protein kinase activity; ATP binding. The coding region runs from base 764 to 2053 and encodes 429 amino acids. The record is from RefSeq and is a predicted model, not a curated record. The transcript has 4 exons. NCBI's taxonomy places the organism in Eukaryota, Viridiplantae, Streptophyta, Magnoliopsida, Dioscoreales, Dioscoreaceae.
AAGCCAUCUUUCUUCAUUUGUUUGCUCUCUUUCUCUCUGUCUCCCCUUCGAAGGAGCACUGGGACCAAGGAAUCAGCGCGGAGGUUUCUCUCCUUCUCUCCUUCUCUCUCUAUCUUCAUUCCUUUUUGGCCGUAGACCUGAGAAAAGGGUACGCGAUUGAGGUCAUCGCGGGUGUCGUUUUCUCUCUCUCUUUCAAUGCCACUACCUUCGCUUCACGGGCUUUGGAUUGUUUGAUUUGACUUUUGAGUUGGAUAGAGUUCUACCUGCAUAUAAAGCUUGUGCUAUUUUAUUCUAAAUUUUGUGUUUUGUGGUUGUUCUUUGCUUGUUCUGUCCUUAGAUCCCCAUUUUCUUUUCUCUGGUUGUUGUUCAUAUUUGUUUGGUAUCUUAAAGGUAUACUUUUUCCCUCAUUCUGUAUGAGAUUAGUUUGAUUUUUGUUUCAUUUGCACUUUGUUGCUGUUUUUUUUUCCUGAACUUCUCUAGUAGUAAAGUUCACACCUUUCUGGUUUUUGUUAUGUUUUCUUUGCUUUCUAUCAAUUUUACCAGUCUUGUUCAUCUAAAAGUCUAAAAGUUCACUCCUUUCCUUCAAUUAGCUCACCUAUUUCUCCUUUUUAGUUCAUACUUGCUUGCAUUUUCUCCCUUUUAUUCAUUUCCCUUCUUCAAUUCAAUCUCAUUUCACUAAAAUCUAGUACUAGAUGUAAAAAAAAACCUUAAAGAAAGAGAGCCCGAACAUCACAACAAGAAGAUAUCAUCCACAUUAAAAGGAAUGGGUUGUUUUGACUACUUCAAAGAGAAGCUCAAGUAUAAGCAGCAAAGAAGAUCAACUCCUAUCUCUGCAACAACGUCCAACCAUGGGACAAGUAGAUCCACUGAUUCAGGUGCUGGCAAGCAAACAAGCAAGUCUUCAGGGUCUUCCUCUUCACAACGCAGCAUACCAGCACUGUAUGAAGAGAAAGCACAACAUUUGCGUGUUUUCGAUCUUAAGGAGCUCAGGAAUGCUACUAAUGAUUUCAGCAGACUGUUGAAGAUUGGGGAGGGUGGUUUUGGAAGUGUAUAUAAGGGUUUAAUUAAGCCUUUUGGUAGCAAGAAAGAAAGCACCAUAGUUGCAGUGAAGAAGCUAAACCAGAAUGGUUUGCAGGGGCACAAGCAAUGGUUGGCAGAAGUUCAGUUUCUUGGAGUUGUUGAACACCCAAACCUUGUAAAGCUCCUCGGUUAUUGUUCUGAAGACGGUGAAAGAGGAAUACAAAGGUUGUUGGUGUAUGAGUUCAUGCCUAAUAAAAGUUUAGAGGAUCAUUUGUUCAACAAAGCUUAUCCUUUUCUCCCAUGGAGUACAAGACUCCAUAUUGCAUUGGGUGCAGCUGAGGGGUUAGCUUAUCUGCAUGAAGGGCUGGAAGUCCAGGUAAUAUAUAGAGAUUUUAAAGCCUCGAAUGUUCUGUUAGAUGGAGAAUUUAACCCAAAACUUUCAGAUUUUGGGUUAGCAAGAGAAGGACCGGCAGAAGGGGACACUCAUGUAUCCACUGCAGUAAUGGGGACAUACGGGUAUGCAGCUCCGGAUUAUGUCGAGACUGGCCAUCUGACAUCGAAGAGUGAUGUUUACAGUUUUGGAGUAGUACUGUUCGAGAUCCUCACCGGAAGGCGAUCAAUGGAGAGAAACCGUCCAAGACACGAGCAGAAACUUUUGGAUUGGCUGAAACAAUGCAAGAGUUUCAGCAAGAUUAUGGAUCUGAGGCUUGAAAAUCAGUACUCGAUGAAGGGUGCUAAGGAAGUUGCAAAAAUAGCUUACAGUUGCCUGGAGAAGAAUGCCAAGGAUCGCCCGAAGAUGAGCGAUGUGGUUGAGUGGUUGAAGCAAGCGAUGCAAUUUACUGAUUUGAGUGGUCCAGAGGAGUCCAUGGAGGAGUUUGCUUUCACUGAUUCUGAUAAUGAGAAGAAAGUUGAACAAGCAAGUGGUGUUGAAUCUCAGAAAAGACGAAUGCUUCACCUGGCUAAACUGAAUGAGAAUGCAAAUGCCAUCGGCAUGCGAAAAUUUGUGAUGAUGAAUGCUGCAAACUCGAGGUAAAUUACGUGCAGAUAUAACUUCUUCAGUUUUGUGUGUAUAUGUUCUAUGCUUGAAACGAUGAUCGGCAAGCUGGUCUAAUCUGAUGUAUGUCUUUGAAUGCCUUGAUGAUUUUUUUUUUCUUGAAUUAUUUCACAAGUUUGGAGUAACUAGUAUGGAUGGAGGUUAGCCUGACAUAGUGUUUCUGAUUUAUGAGAAAUAGUGAGGCAAGUUUGAUGUGCGCUGUAUAUCUUGAUCUAUGUAAUAUCAAUUGUCUGAGCUUUUCUUGAAGCUUAUUCAUUC